UGUCAAUACAUAUUGGAACAAUCAUAUUAUUAUCUUAGAUGAAGUGAAUCAUGAAUAUUUGAUAUGAUAGAUAAAUUUCCAUGGUGAAUUCUCAUUCUAAGACUUGGAUUAUAAUCAUGAUGGUUAAAUGAAUGAUUCCUCUUUACUUGAAUAGUAAACUUUAUCUACUAAACAAUAGAUGAUAAUAAUAACAAUGAUCAAUGAAAUUUGAAAUCAAUUCAAUGAAUUCAAUAGAUUCAAUAAGAAAUAAAUUAUUAUUCCCUACAGGUAUAUCAAAUCGUAUAUCAUCUAUUCAAUCCAUAUUAAAAGAUACGACUUGUCCAAAUACUAAAAUGUUUAUGUCACAUGAAGAAGCCUUAGUUACAUUAACUGAAAGAACAUCUUAUCCAAUAUUACAAGAGAAUGGUCAACGUUGUUAUGGUCCACCACCAAAUUGGUUAGGACCAAAACCUCCAAAAGGUUGUGAAAUAUUUAUUGGGAAAAUACCACGUGAUUGUUAUGAAGAUGAAUUAAUUCCAAUAUUUGAAUUAGUUGGUCAAAUUUAUAUGUUUCGUUUAAUGAUGGAUUUUAAUGGAUUAAAUCGUGGUUAUGGUUUUUGUUUAUAUACAAAUCGUGAUAAUACAAAACGAGCUGUAAAUGAAUUAAAUAAUUAUGAAAUACGUAAAGGUAAAAUGUUAGGCGUUUGUUAUAGUAUUGAUAAUUGUCGUUUAUUUAUUGGUGGUAUACCAAAAACAAAAACAAAACAUGAAAUAAUGUUAGAAAUAUCCAAAAUAACGAAUGGUGUAAAAGAUGUUAUUGUUUAUCCAAGUAUAGAAGAUAAAACAAAGAAUAGAGGAUUUGCAUUUAUUGAAUAUGAAAAUCAUAAAACAGCAGCAAUGGCUAGACGUAAAUUAAUACCAGGACGAAUACAUUUAUGGGGUCAUCAAAUUGCAGUGGAUUGGGCAGAACCAGAACGUGAAAUUGAUGAAAAUAUUAUGUCAAAAGUCCGUAUACUAUAUGUUAGAAAUUUAAUGUUAGAUACAACAGAAGAUGCGGUGAAGGAUCAUUUCAAUCAAGCAAUUAAUUCAAUUAAUGCUGUUGAACGUGUUAAAAAAAUUCGUGAUUAUGCUUUUGUUCACUUUCGUGAUCGAUUAGAUGCUGUCGCAGCGUUAAAACAAUUAAAUGGUACUUUACUUGAUGGAGCACAAAUUGAAGUGUCUUGGGCAAAACCUGUCAAUAAAAAUGAUAAUUUAAGAACAAGUCAUCAUUGUCAAUCAUUUUUAACAAUCAAUUCAAACUAUACUAAUCAUAAUAAUAGUAGUAUUAAUUAUAAUAAUAUAAGUUUAUCAGAAUAUACUCAAAAACAAGCCUUAUCAUUGUUCUCAACAUCAUCAUCAUCAUCAUCUUUGUCAUUAGUCGGUUCAUCUAAUACAGUCAUCAUACCGUCAACUUCAUCAGAACUAUUCUAUUCUAAUGCAUUAACAAAUAAUAUACCUUUACAACAAUUACAUCAUUCUAACUUAUAUCCUUUUACAUCAAUAAUUAAUCAGUCAAUCAUAACAUCUAAUUCAUAUCAUUCAUAUUAUACUCCAAAUGUGUUCACACAAACUAAUCUACAUAAACAUCAAACUCAAUGUAAUCCAUUAUUUAAUCAUACUAUAAAUCCUAAUUCAUUAUUAUCCAAUUAUACCAUUUCCCCAUCAUUACCAUCAUCAUCAUCAUCAUCAUCUACGAUGUCAAUUGUUAAUCCAAUGAAUACAUCGUCUACAAUGAAACAUUUUCAUCAUGAUAUCAGUAAUAAUAAUAAUAAUUUAAUCAAUAAAUCAAUCAAUAACAAACCAUCAUUAACAUUGAAUCAAAUUUGUUUAAAUGAAUUAUGUCAUUCAAUUACAAAAUUGAACAUUGAAAAGAAUAAACUUAAAAAUGAUUUAACAUUGAAUACAGACUAUAAACAAUUAAAACAAUUGAAUCAAUUAAAUCAAAUAAUAUUGAAAAAAUGUAAUCUAUUAAAUGUAAAGAAAGAUAUUAGUUCUUUCGAAACAAAUACUUCAUUACAACCUUCAUUACUUUCAAACCAAAAGAAUUCAAACGAUUGUUCAUUCGUUUUAAAUACUGAAAGCGUUAACCGAUUGAAUAUUGACCAUUCCAGUAUAGAUGGUCAGCAGAUAACAAAUGCUAAUAAAUUAUUAAUAGAUAUUUGUAUCAAAAAUGGACUUGGUUUGCCAAACUUUACUAUUCUGAUACAAAGUUGUAUUGAUCAAGUCUAUGGAAAGAGAAUGAAUCUAUACAUUGGACAAGUCUUUUUACCAAUGAUCAAUCGUCAAUUCACUUCUAAGUAUCCAUCAAUCACUAUGGAAAAAUCAUUACAAUCAGUUAGUGAAUUAGCAAUUAUUUGGCUAGUAAAUGAUUAUUUCAUACGUAAUAAUAAUAAUAAUAAUAAUAAUAAUAAUAAUAAUAACGGUAUCUAUAGUAAUGGUGAUGGUUAUAGUUUAUCUAAUGCUAACAAAGUUAUACAUAAUGAUCAUCAUUAUGAAAGUAAGUUAUCCAAUACUUCUAAUCAUGAUUUGAUCAUGUGUAGUAUGAAUGAUCAUCAUAAUAAUAAUAAUAAUCAUUCAACUACAUCUUUGAAUUACACUAAUCCGAGGACAUACAUUUCAUCAUCUUCAUAUGAUCAUACAUUUGUAUCUUAUUCUUUACCGAUAUCAUUGAAUCAAUCUACAAAGAAUUAUCAUUAUAGUCAUUCAUCUAUUCAUAAUCAAAAGGAUCAAAUUCAUUUUAGAUCACCAUUAACCAUUUGUACAGAUUUCAAUCAUCAUGAUCCUAAUGAAUCUUUUAAUCAUUAUGAUUUUGAUCCAGAUCAGUCAAAUUUCAUGUUUGAUAUAGAUAGUAAUAAUAAGAAUAAUCAUAAUAGUUAUGGAUUUAAAACAGAUUUAUACUUAAACAGAACAAUCAAUAACAUUGAACCAAUUUCAUCAAAUCUACUAACAUCCUACCAAAAUACUCAUAACUUUCAAGUAUCUAUACAAAAUAAUCAGAAUUCAAUUGAUGAUAAAUUGUUAAAUGAUAACACUGAGGAUAUUGAUGAUAUAAAUUCAUUUUUCAAUAAAAUCAAAAUCGAUGAUGAUCAAUUGAAUGAUCCAAAUUAUGAAUUAUCCAAUAUCAAUUAUAUGAAUGAAAGAACAUUGAUACCAUUUACUUCAUCAUAUGAUUAUAAUAAUGAUAUAAAAAUGUCUAUGCAAACUAAUCACGUUGUGAAUCAUGAUACUACUCAUAUUGAUACUACUCAUAUUACUCUUACUACUAAUACUACUUCAACUAUAAGUAGUAAUAAUAAUAAUGGUAAUGAUUAUAGUUAUGAUAAUUAUCAAUUACAUAAUGGUAUCAGUUUUCUAUUGAACACAGAAUCUAAUAAUGAAACAACUUUCAAUAAACCAAUCGAUUCAUCUACUCAUCAAAUAAGUAAUAUAGAAAAUUUCAAUGACAAUAUAUAUAAGUAUAUAGAUGAUGAAACAUUGAAAUGUAUAAACCUUAGUGAUAAUAAUAAAAGUACAAAUAGCUUAUUACAAAAUACAUUUGAAAUGAUGAUGAUGAUGAUGAUGCACACUUCAAAUGAUACAAAUAAUACAAUGUAUAAUCAUAGAUCUAGUUUAAAUAAUUCAUUGAAUGAUUUUGAAAUGAUGCAUAAUGCGUUUCAUAGUUCACAAUUAUCCUCCUCCUCCUCAUCAUCAUCAUCAUCAUCACUAUCAUCACCAUCUUCAUUUUGCUCCUCCUCGCCCUCCUCAUCAUCAUCGUCCCCUUCAUCAAUUACAUCUUUAUUAAAAUGAAAACAUCAAUAACUAUUCCAGAAUUUAUUCAUUCUAUUUCAUUGAAUCAAAAUCAAUAGUUAUAAGAUUCAUAGAAUCAAGUUAUCUCUAUAUAUCUCCUUAUUGAUAAUAAAGAAAACACUUACCUAAAAAAAUUCUUUUUUUUCGACAUAACGAUCAGAAUUGCAUAGUAAUUAAUUGAAAUUUUAUUUUGUGUUUGUUUUCUUUCUUUUGACACCGUUUCUUUCUUCUUUAAUUACUAAUUAAUAUUGAAUUGAACUAAUAAACAAAAGAGACUAUCAAUAAAAUAAAAUAAAAAAAGAAACAUUUUUUUCCACAUUUUUUUUGUAAACUCUUUUAUUUAAAAUGUAAUCAAAGUAUUAAAAAUAAUAACAUGAACACAUAAAGAACAUCUUUCACAUGUUGCCAUGGUAACACAAGUUCGUUUUUUAAAUUUACAUCUUUAUUUCAACCAUUGUAUCAAAUUUCAAUAUUGGCGCUGACAUGUUCAAUGUUUCAAUAUAUACACUAUAUAUGUAAUACAUUUGAAAUAUUCUAUCAUCUUUACACGUUAUAUUAUGUAUAGUAAUAAUGUAUGAAUUCCAUUAAUUUUAUAGAAUCCCCUAACAAAAACCAAUGAAAUUUACAAUCAAUUCACGAGUUUAGUUUUCUUUUUUCUUUUCUUUUUUUUAAAAAAAACUUUCUCUCUUGUUUUAAUGUUACUCUGGGUUUUUUUUCGUUGUUUUUGUUUUACUUGUGAUAAAAUGGUUAGUUCCAUGUUGAUUUUGUUCAUUCUUUUAUCUACUGAAUAUCAUACUUUGUUGUUUUCUGUUGAUCUAUGUAGUUUUUUUUCUGUUUUCAUAAUAAGUAAUAUAAAAU
Messenger RNA from Schistosoma guineensis, 4661 nucleotides. NCBI's taxonomy places the organism in Eukaryota, Metazoa, Platyhelminthes, Trematoda, Strigeidida, Schistosomatidae. The record is from the annotation of a GenBank genome assembly.